This is a messenger RNA of Neoarius graeffei (lesser salmon catfish), 1364 nucleotides long. RefSeq lists its product as uncharacterized. Lineage: Eukaryota; Metazoa; Chordata; Actinopteri; Siluriformes; Ariidae. The record is from RefSeq and is a predicted model, not a curated record. The transcript is spliced from 6 exons. The coding region runs from base 5 to 1054 and encodes 349 amino acids. Gene Ontology annotation, biological process: response to bacterium.
AGACAUGCUGUACACAGAGCUCACACUGAAGAUAAUGACAUGGAUGUGGAUUACAGUCGUGCUUUUUAAUAAAAUUGCAGGUUCUACGCAGACAAAAGGCGUCAAUCAACCAAACCCAGUGAUUACUGCUGAUGUUGGUGAUGAUGUGACGCUGCGCUGCUUUCGACUGGGAGAGGACAAUACUGAUGCCAUCAUUUGGUACAAGCAAAAAGUCGGACACCGGCCUUGUGUAAUGGUCACAGUUCAACAAGAACCCACUUAUGAAGCUGAAUUCAAGCCACCAAAAUUCAACAUCGAGAAAGAAAAUAAAGAAAAAGGGAGCUGCCAUUUGAAAAUUGCAAAGGUGGAAGAAUCAGAUGAAGCGAUGUAUUACUGCGGAUUUCGAGAUUUUUUAACAAGGUUUGGAAAUGGAACAUUUUUAGCAGUGACAGGUGAUGGAGAUGUAAAAGUGUCAGUGAUCCAGAGCGGCGUGUUGGACUCGGUUCCUGCAGGAGCGUCAGUGACUCUGCAGUGCUCGGUUCUCUCUGAGAGCAGAGCAGCAGAACACCAAGUGCUCUGGUUCAGAGCUGCUUCACCACAAUCCCAUCCUCAAAUCAUUUACACUCAUCACAGCAGCAGCCGUCAGUGUGAGAGCGGCUCUUCUACACACACCUGUGUGUACAACUUCUCCAAGAACAUCCUCAGCAUCAAUGAUACUGGAACUUACUACUGCACUGUGGCCGUGUGUGGGAAGAUCAUUUUUGGGAACGGGACUCGAGUACAGUUGGAGAGAUCUGUCAUGGAUCCUGUAGUGAUCUGUCUCGCUGGAGCUUUGGGAGUGUGUGUGGUUGUGAUCUUUGCUUUGAUCUUUAUCAUAACCUGUAAAGGAAGAAACAGAGCGAGCCUCAGAGGUGGUUCUGUGAUAGACAAGACACUCAAUCAGGACUGUGACACUGUGGAGCUGAAUUACGCUGCCUUACAUUUUGGUGAGAGGGGAGCCAAAAGAGGAAGAGUAAAGAAACAACAACCUCGAGAUAUUAUAUAUUCUGAUGUACAACAUAAUUCUGUAACUUAGAUUUGAUCUCUGAUCUGAUUCAAUGUCAUUAGUUCUGUUAUCAGGUUUCAUUUUUACUUUAAAUAUGUUUUUGUUGAGGGCGGCACGGUGGUGUAGUGGUUAGCGCUGUUGCCUCACAGCAAGAAGGUCCGGGUUCGAGCCCCGGGGCCGGCGAGGGCCUUUCUGUGCGGAGUUUGCAUGUUCUCCCCGUGUCCGCGUGGGUUUCCUCCGGGUGCGCCAGUUUCCCCCACAGUCCAAAGACAUGCAGGUUAGGUUAACUGGUGACUCUAAAUUGACCGUAGGUGUGAAUGUGAGUGUGAAUGGUUGUCUG